Messenger RNA from Epinephelus fuscoguttatus (brown-marbled grouper), 2208 nucleotides. Its product is annotated as kallikrein-6-like. The coding region runs from base 338 to 1120 and encodes 260 amino acids. Gene Ontology annotation, molecular function: serine-type endopeptidase activity. NCBI's taxonomy places the organism in Eukaryota, Metazoa, Chordata, Actinopteri, Perciformes, Serranidae. Gene Ontology annotation, biological process: proteolysis. The transcript is spliced from 6 exons. The record is from RefSeq and is a predicted model, not a curated record.
AAUAACCAAUGGGUCUCAUUCACGAAAUGUUGGUAAAUUUGUGAGUAGAUCUGCACAUAAAAGACUGGAUUCAUGAACUCCACGGAAAACUCGGAUUUGACCUGUGAACAUGCUGCAAACAAAGAAAAAGUUUAUUAUUAUUAAUAUUAUUUAUUAUUAUUAUUAUGUGCAAAAACCUACAAGUGCCACCAGACAAGAGCAGGAACUGUUAAUAAGCGAUCAAACUUUGCAUAAAUGUGUAGAGCUUCACAGCCAUAAGGGUUGGCUGAUAAGCCUUUAGAGAGUGAUUGGUAGCUGCUGCUGCUGCUGUGACAGAAGGGCAGUCAUUAGAUAGUGGAUGGCAGCAAUGGCUCAUCUGAUGCUUCUCCUUUCGCUGUGCAUUGGUGUUACAAUGAGCACAGUGCCCGAUCUGCAGAAGAGAAUCAUCCAAGGUAAACCAUGCGAGCGUCUGUAUCAUGUCAAACUGAGAGUUGCUGCUGGUGGAACAUCCACCUUGUGUGGUGGUUCUCUGAUAAGUGACCAGUGGAUUUUGACUGCAGCUCACUGUUUGAAGCCACGAGGGACUCUGUUCGCAAAUUUACGUGUGCAUCCAGAUGGUCCAGUACAAGAAGUGCAAAUCACAUCAGAACCUUUGAUUUAUACAGACAAAGACGACAACGGCAACAAGAGGUCCCAUGAUGUCAUGCUGCUGCAGCUACCUGUCCCCUCUGCCAUUCAACCUGUAGCUCUUCCAGACUGUGAAUAUCAUCCUAAAAUGGUUGAGAUCGCAGGUCACGGUGCCACCACUGGAGGCCCUAAUGAUAAAAGGAAACCCAGCCAAUCACCUACUCUGCACUGUGCAGAUAUUGAAGUUGUGAACUGUGAAGACCUCAAAAAUACGUUGCAGAAACAUUUCCAAGAGGUCUACCCAGUCAAGGUGUAUCAGCACUGGUUCUGUGGUCAAACACCUAACGUGGAUAUAUGUUACGGAGAUUCUGGCGGAGGAGUGGUGUACGAAGAUAAGAUUUACGGCAUCAUUUCUUUUCUUGGUGAUCCUAAGCGUGUGUGCAGGAAAGCAGCUGCGUUCAUGGACCUAUGCAGUCCAGAAUAUGCAAAGUGGAUAAAUCAAACUAUUACCUGACGAUAAAAAAAGAUGUCUGCAGUAUGAUGUGGAUAAUGAAAAUAAUGAAAGCUCAAUGAGAAACCUUCGUCGUUUUUUUGUUGUUGUUUUUUGUUGUUGUUUACCCAGGUAAUGUUUUCAUACAAAAUAGAAACAGUGUAACAAUCAGUUUAAUAUUUGGAUAUAAAACUGAAACUCUCCAUCCUAAAACCAAAUCAAAGAUCAGUUAUCUGUUCCUACAAUUUUGCCAUCUUUGACAAAUGAUACAAAAUCCUUGCCAGGAUUUUAGAAAUACCAGGUCAAAGUCUUCCAGUCCUACAGAACAUUUUAAACGUUCUUCAGGUUGUUGGACUAAGAGUCCUGUCACACUUUCUGUAAUCACUUCCUCAAACCCUGUCUCUGUCUGUCUUACCACUGCAUAUGCUGCUUUGAGUCCCUCCGUUGGAUGUCUAAAACAAUAUCCAUCUGUGAAUAAUGUUUUUUUUACACAUAGGGCCUAAGUCUUUAGCUUGAUGUUUUGCAUGCACUGCAAAGGAUAUGUGAGGGGAGGCUUCCUCCGCCGCCUCAUACCACUGCAAUUGCUCUGAGGUCAGUUCAACAGCUGCAGCCACUCCCUCAUUUCCCACCAGUAUGCAGGUGGAUGUUAUCUCCUACAUUUUCCCUUCUAUCUCAUUAUAAAAUGCCUGUUGAUACAGCUCGUCGCCAUUCCUGUCAUAAUAAAGAGUUACAUGGAGGGGAUCGGGAGGAGGCGUGUAGGGAUUUAAUGACUGAACCCAGGGACGCCACGACUGAUAGAGAGUGCCAAUGCCAGGCGUCUCCAUGGUUUCUGGCUCGAGAAGGCCCCAGUAGAUAUCAGCCCAAUGUCCUUCAGCCGUGGGGGAGGUAUCCGCUGAUAACAACAUUUGCGAGGAGGAAUGCACAGUUGUUAACGAGCAGUUCACAGUGUAGCCAUUUGGGAAGGUCACUAUCAGCCCAUCCGGGUGCAGAGUAUGGAAGUUCCACACUUCAGCAGCACAUCUCUCCCCAAUAGAUUCACAGGGCAUGACAAAGGAGAAACACAUCUGUGUGAAAAUGUCUGUUCAGCCUGGAGUAUGGUGGUAGUGAGUGGU